AUGGCUCUGCAAACCAAAGAGCCGGCCUUAAUCCCUAUCCAAGACGUCCAAACUAGGUGGAACUCUACCUUCCUGAUGCUCAAUCGUGCCAAAACCCUACAGCCUUUCUAUGACCAGUAUUGUGCAGAUCAUCAGUAUCUCUAUUUCAGGCUUGAUCAAGAAGAGUGGCGACGGGUUGAAUAUCUUCUUCUUCUCACAAAGCCCUUUUUCGACUUUACCAGCAUGUUAUCAAAGAGUAAAGAUAUUACUGCCCAUAAUAUCUAUGGUAUUUACAACAAGCCAUUCUCGCACCUUGAUGAUGCCGAGGCCAAGCUCAAGAAUAAAGGGGUUGUUUGGAAGAAGCGCAUGCUCCAGGCUCUCCAGACUGCAAAAAAGAAGCUCUCGAAGUAUUAUACUGCCACUGAUCAUGAACCUUACGGUGAUAUCUAUGCUCUUGCAACAAUCCUUUGCCCAUCAAAGAAACUCCGAUACUUUUCAUCAAUUCUGAAACGAGAGUUCAAUCGAUACAAAGAGCUACUUCACCAUAACUCAGAUCCUACAGCAUUGGAUGAUAUAUUUAGUGAGGCUGUUGAUGAUAAUAAUGACUGUGAUCUUGAUGCUGCCUGUGCUUCCCAGAGCCAGCUACCCGAGGAGCUCACAAAGCCUGAAGAUGAUGAGAUCGCAAGAUAUCUUGCCCGGGGGAUUGAGAGACAGAAGCCCCGAGUUUUCUGGAAGGACCAUGAGAAUGAAUUCCCUAUCCUUGCAAGGAUGGCACGGGAUAUUCUCUCUAUCCCUGCCAGUGGUGCUGGUGUGGAGCGAUUGUUCAAUUGUGCCCGUGAUAUCUACCACUAUCGCCGCGGUCAGUUAAAGCCAGACACAAUCCGGGAACUAAUGCUUCAUCAGUUCGCAACCAACUUUGAUGUCAGGCAAGAUGAGCUCAGUGUUCUUAAAGAGCAUCUUUCUAAUGGGGAGGCUGCGCUAUUGGAUCAAACUUGGAAAUCAAUGCCUCAGCUUGAAACCCUAGAGCCGAUCAGUGAUAAUGAGGAAGAGGAUCAAGAGCCUGGGAUUGAGGAUACACAGCAGGUGGAGGGCUGUGAUGAGAUUUCAGAUGAUAGGACUGUUGAACGAUGGGGACAGGGAAAAGGCAAACAGUCACAAAAAAGAUCAUCUGAUGUCCUCGAUAAUGAGGAUGACGACCUUCCAGAGAUGCCAGUACAUCAGGGCACCCAGGCACGGCCAGGGCGGAUUCGGAAGCAACCAAGAUUACCAGAUGGGUUUCAACUUGAUGUAUAA
Penicillium argentinense is the source of this 1272-nucleotide messenger RNA. RefSeq lists its product as uncharacterized. Gene Ontology annotation, molecular function: protein dimerization activity. The record is from RefSeq and is a predicted model, not a curated record. Bases 1 to 1272 code for a protein of 423 amino acids. The transcript is spliced from 2 exons. NCBI's taxonomy places the organism in Eukaryota, Fungi, Ascomycota, Eurotiomycetes, Eurotiales, Aspergillaceae.